AUUUCCGAAGUUCAACGAAUAUGGCGGUUGUGUUCCAGUUUCAACCGGUUGAGAAAAUUUCGAUGCAUUUCUUAAAAAGUUGGGUGUAUGUCAGUGGAAAAGUUCUUCGAGGUGAUUUCCUCCUAAAAGAUUUUCAUGCCACCCAUAACAAUGAAUUCGGUUAACCUCUCUGAGGAAGCAGCCAAGCUUCUGGACUUCAGUCAGAAGCUGGAUAUCAACCUGCUGGAUAAUAUUGUCACAAUGAUGUACACUGGAAAUGGACCACAGCAAAGAAUGGCACAGGAAGUAUUGACAACCCUGAAGGAACACCCUGAUUCCUGGACACGAGUCGACACAAUUUUAGAAUAUUCUGUUAAUCAGCAGACCAAGUAUUAUGCUCUCCAAAUUCUAGAAAAUGUUAUUAAAACACGAUGGAAAGUGUUGCCACGAGCACAGUGUGAAGGUAUAAAGAAAUAUAUUGUGGGUUUAAUCAUCAAAACAUCAUCAGAUGCUACCCUACUAGAGAAAGAGAAAGUUUAUGUUGGAAAACUCAACAUGAUUUUAGUCCAGAUUUUGAAAUAUGAAUGGCCCAGAAAUUGGCCGUCAUUCAUCAGUGACAUCGUGGGAGCGAGUAAAACAAAUGAAUCAUUGUGUCAGAAUAAUUUGACUAUUCUCAAAUUACUUAGUGAAGAGGUCUUUGACUUUAGCAGUGGUCAAAUGACACAGGCAAAAGCCAAGCAUUUAAAGGACAGUAUGUGUAGUGAAUUUUCCUCCAUCUUCCAGCUGUGCCAAUUUGUCAUGGAUAACUCACAGAACGCCCCCUUGGUUGGAUCUACGUUGGAAACUCUCCUGCGUUUCCUGAACUGGAUUCCAUUGGGUUACAUUUUUGAAACGAAAUUGAUCACCACACUUGUAUACAAGUUUUUGAAUGUUCCACUCUUCAGGAAUAUCACUCUCAAGUGCUUAACGGAAAUAGCUGCUGUCUGUGUCCAACAGUAUGAUGAACAAUUUGUUCACUUGUUCAAUCUUACUAUGACUCAACUUAAACAGAUGUUGCCAUUGGAAACAAAUUUAAAAGAAGCCUAUCAGAAAGGGACAGAUGAUGAACAGAAGUUUAUACAGAACCUCAGCCUGUUCCUGUGUACAUUUCUCAAGGAACAUGGUCAGUUGAUUGAGAGAAAACAAGAUAUGCACAGUGUCCUAUUAGAGGCCCUUCACUACCUUAUCUUGAUAUCAGAAGUGGAGGAGGUGGAAAUCUUUAAGAUUGCUCUGGAGUACUGGAACACUCUGGCUGCUGAUCUCUACAGAGAGAGUCCGUUUUCUUCCAACACAUCCCCCCUACUCAUAGGGAAACCCCACCACAAUGACGUGCCUGCCAGGAGACAGCUCUAUACACAAGUCUUAUCAAGGGUGCGGCGAGUUAUGAUAUCAAGAAUGGCCAAGCCAGAGGAAGUCCUGAUUGUAGAGAACGAACAGGGAGAGGUGGUCAGGGAAUUUCUUAAAGACACAGACUCCAUUAAUCUGUACAAAAACAUGAGGGAAACACUUGUUUAUCUGACUCACUUGGAUUAUAAUGAUACAGAAUCAAUCAUGACAGAAAAACUUCAUCAUCAGGUGGAUGGUACAGAAUGGUCAUGGAAAAACCUAAACACAUUGUGCUGGGCAAUUGGAUCCAUUAGUGGAGCCAUGCAUGAGGAUGAUGAAAAAAGGUUUCUUGUCACUGUUAUCAAGGAUUUGUUGGGUUUGUGUGAACAGAAGAGAGGAAAAGACAACAAGGCCAUUGUGGCCUCUAACAUCAUGUAUGUAGUAGGACAAUAUCCUAGAUUUCUGCGGGCCCACUGGAGGUUCCUAAAGACAGUUGUCAACAAACUCUUCGAGUUCAUGCAUGAGACACAUGAUGGUGUACAAGACAUGGCAUGUGAUACUUUCAUCAAGAUUGCCCAGAAGUGCAGGCGACAUUUUGUACAGGUUCAAGUGGGAGAAGUAAUGCCAUUCAUAGAGGAAAUUUUAAAUGGAAUAAACACGAUCAUCUGUGAUCUACAGCCACAACAGGUGCACACAUUCUAUGAGGCAGUUGGGAUGAUGAUCAGUGCCCAGAAUGACCAGGUAGCCCAGGAGCAUUUGAUAGAACGAUAUCUCUUGCUACCAAACCAAGUCUGGGAUGGAAUAAUUAACCAGGCCACACAGAAUGUGGAAGUGCUGAAGGACCCUGAUGCUGUUAAACAAUUAGGAAACAUUCUCAAGACAAAUGUUAGAGCUUGCAAAGCACUGGGUCAUCCUUAUGUAGUGCAGUUGGGAAGAAUUUAUUUGGACAUGCUGAAUGUAUACAAAGUGAUGAGUGAGAACAUCAGUAGUGCAAUAGCAACAAAUGGAGAGACUGUGACUAAGCAGCCACUCAUACGCAGCAUGAGGACAGUAAAGAAGGAGACUCUGAAACUGAUUUCAGGCUGGGUCAGUCGGUCAACAGAUCCUCAAAUGGUGGCAGAGAAUUUCAUCCCACCACUUCUGGAUGCAGUACUGCUGGACUAUCAGAGAAAUGUCUCAGCAGCUAGGGAACCUGAGGUUCUCAGUACCAUGGCCACCAUUGUCAACAGAUUAGAGGGCCAUAUCACAAAGGAUAUCCCACAGAUAUUUGAUGCUGUGUUUGAGUGCACACUGGAAAUGAUCAAUAAAGAUUUUGAAGACUUCCCAGAACACCGAACAAAUUUCUUUUUGCUGUUACAAAGUGUUACAGCACAUUGCUUUCAAGCGUUCCUGAACAUCCCACCAGAACAGUUUAAGUUGGUGUUAGAUUCUGUGAUAUGGGCUUUCAAACAUACAAUGAGGAAUGUAGCAGAUACUGGUCUGGACAUUUUAUAUACAUUAUUACAAAAUGUUGCCAGUCAUGAAGAAGCAGCCCAGAGUUUUUAUCAGACCUAUUUCACAGACAUACUGCAACAUGUGUUUUCAGUUGUGACAGAUAGUUCUCAUACUGCAGGAUUGACAAUACAGGCUACCAUUUUGGCCUAUAUGUUUUCUUUACUGGAAAAUGGCAAGAUCACUGUCACACUGGCCCCCAGCUCAGGACCCACUAUGCAGAAUGUCCCCUAUAUCCAGCAGUUCCUCAUGAAUCUCCUCAAAGCAGCAUUCCCUCACUUAAAUGAGCCUCAGAUUAAAAUAUUCAUCGAAGGUCUCUUCAGUUUUGAUCAAGAUAUUGCAGCUUUCAAGGAACAUCUUAGAGACUUCCUAGUACAGAUCAGGGAGUUUGCUGGCGAAGACAACCAGGACCUUUUCAUGGAAGAGAGAGAAUUAGCCAUCAAACAAGCUCAGGAGGAGAAACGCAAAAUCCAGAUGUCUGUGCCAGGAAUUUUGGGACCUCAUGAAAUUCAAGAAGACAUGCAGGACUAGUUUACAAUAUAUGCUUCCUCCAGUUUUGCAUGUAGCAGUGCAGGUUAAACCUGCACUUUAAAAAGUAUUCUCGUCUUAAAGAUGUGAAGCUAACAUUUACCCCUGAGGCCAUAGAGAUGGGUUAUUACAGUAUUCAGCUGGCCUUCAUUUGUUGAAUAUUGGAUUCAGCUUGGCCUUGUGUAGUUGAAUGUCGAAUACAGAGCAUAGCUAGUAUGGCAUUACAAGUGGUUUCUUCUGAGCUCGAUUUUAUCAACUUGCUGGGAGAAGAUGCAUACAAAUUUACUAUACAUCGUCAAAUAAAAUUUUUCUUGCGAGGUUGAAAUAUGAUCUAUUGUGUCUAGAAAUUAUUGCAAUUUUUAUUUUAGUGAGAAAAAAAUGACAACAUAUUCUAAAUUGUUUGAGAGAAUUUGAUUGUAUUCAGUUUUGUGAUACGUUUUCUUGAACUUGUAUGAAAAUUGUAUGUAGAGGUCUGGGUAUUUUCAGAUUAUCAAAACAGGCAGUAGUCUUAUUAUGUUUGUGAUUGUUUCCUGAGUGAGUAUGGUUGUACAGUAGGUUUUUUUGUCUGGGGAUUAGUUACUACAACAAACAUUGUUUCAUGGAACCGUUUACUAUUGUGCAUUAAUGGUGCAAUAAAGACUCAUAUAGUGAAUAUGCUUUUUCUAUGAAAAAGAUUGUAUUCAAAUAUUAUGUAUUCUUUAGAAGCAAGUUCAGCAUUACAUGAAAUGAUAGCUUUUCCAAGAACUUGGUGUAAGAGAAUUUCUGUUUCAAGAACUUGGUGUAAGAGAAUUUCCCAAGAAUCCAGUCUAAUAGCAUGUGGAGAACGGGAUAUGAAAGCUGUCUCAUACCAAUCUGUUAGGUCAUUGAUAUGAAGCCUUUAUCACAUUUUCAGAGUAUUUGUUUCUGAAAAGCUUUGUGUAAAAUAUAUGAAAAAGAAAAGAAAAAAAAGAAUAUCAUGUAAUAAAUGCAUAUUAUUUCUACAGUAGCCUGAUCGAAAUAGUCGGAUCACGUCGAGUUGAUAGAUGCGGAUCAUCAGAUCACACGAGACACAAGAUGUGAUCCAACUCUUCUGAUCAAAUUACUGUAGUAAUGAUAAAUUUAUUAUAUACCACCUUAUGCAUUUUUAAAUCCACAUUUACAAGAUAAUAAAUGUAAUCCAAAUUAUCAAAAACACAGACAUACAGUGAAAUUAUAUUUUGUGUUCGCAGUUUUGUUUGUGACGCGGUUGAUAUUUUCUACUAAAAACGUUGCGUUGAUGACAUCAUCAGUUUCAGAGAAUACUGAUACAGAAUCGGAAAACCACAGUGUGGUGAUCUGGAAAAUUGGAUCACACACCAUGAAAUCAACAGUAUAAAAAAACGAAACAUUGAUGGGUAUAUAAUAAAGGUGUAUAAUGUUUGAAAAUGGCUUAACAGUUUUGUAAUACUUAGUACAUAGAAGGUUUUACUUCUGGUACAGCUGAUGCUACAUUUUUCCAAAAGCAAUUUUGUCAUGAAGUAAAAUUGUUCAGUCCAUGUUAAGAAACGAUAACAUAUACACAUUGAAGAAUUGUAGUUCAUUGUCACAGUUGUGAUUGUAAUAUUGUGUAUUGUGAGAUUUCCUAAGAAUGUCAUUUUUGCAUUCCAAGUGUUGAAUGUUUAUAUUUUACAUGUUUUCAUUUCAAACAUAUCUUUCCCAGAGUUUCUCUUCUUUUUUUUCAUUUUUCAUCUUGAACAAGUAUAAUGAGCCCUGUAUAAAUAAUCAUAUCAUUUUUUCUCAUGUAAGAUCUGCCUCAUAAUAUCGAUCAAGUGGACUAACAAUCUCGUAUGAUACCGGUCAAAUUUAUGCUGUUUCAAAUGCAAGGAAACUUGUGUGAUCUGGAUGUUGUACAAUCCAAAAUGAUGUGUAAACUUGCACAUAUUUUGCGACCAGACUUUGAAUCUGAUAUAUUCUGGAUAUUUGUAAUACGAAAAGUUUUCGCUGGUACCAUAUCUAGAUUGCACAAGUCUCACUGUACCAGUUUGGUUUCUCAAGAACAUUUGUUGCUAUCUGAAACUGUUAUCAUAGGAGGGUUAAAAAGCCAUUGUGAACUUGUAGCAAGUUACUAUUUACUCGCGUGAAUUGCUGUUCAUUAAUUUAUUUUGGUGCUUCUUUGUUUCAGCAUAUAUAAAUUGUCACUAUUCUUGUUUUAUUACCAUGCUAAUCAAACGAGUGAUUCAGACCCUCUGUAACAUGUAUCUAAUCAUGCAUUGUUUUCUGAUUAGUAAACAGUAAUGAUGAUUAAAAGACUAGAAAAUAUUAAUUAAAA
This is a messenger RNA of Ostrea edulis (European flat oyster), 5650 nucleotides long. RefSeq names its product exportin-1-like. The coding region runs from base 136 to 3366 and encodes 1076 amino acids. The record is from RefSeq and is a predicted model, not a curated record. Gene Ontology annotation, biological process: protein export from nucleus; ribosomal small subunit export from nucleus; ribosomal large subunit export from nucleus. The transcript has 24 exons. Gene Ontology annotation, cellular component: cytoplasm; nucleus. Gene Ontology annotation, molecular function: small GTPase binding; nuclear export signal receptor activity. NCBI's taxonomy places the organism in Eukaryota, Metazoa, Mollusca, Bivalvia, Ostreida, Ostreidae.